CCAUCUUGCGGGCGGCGGUGACGCCCUUGCGGCAGCCUCACUGAGAGCGGGCGGCGGUGACCGCUAUACUCAAAGCGACAGCGAUGUGGCUCGGCGGCCAUCUUUUGUGUGGCACGAGGCGGCCGGGCAAGGAGGGGGCGGGGUAUUUGUCGUCGCGCCGGAUGUGACGUCGCAGAGAAGCGCCGUCAGCAGUGCGCUGGGGCCGGAGGCAUGACCCGCUCCCGGCGACAAGUGGAGGCCGCGCGGAGGAAGCGGGUCCAGGCAAAACGCGAGAAGGCGGCAGGGAAGAAGGAGCUGGGGGUGCCACAGCUGGGCCGCUUUGCUGCCCGCCUCCAGCAGCAGAAUGAAAACAGGCAGAAAAGGGCGGCAGAGGCACGGCAGCGGCGGGAGGAGGCCCGGGAGACAGAGGUGGGACAGCGACGGAGCCUGGCCGGGCUCCAGCACGACGCUCUGCGGCGGCAACAGGAGUUUGAGCACAAGGAGGUGGUGGUGACACAGGGCCGAUGCACAAGAGAGGCCUCGCUGCGGCAGUAUGGGCGGGAGCUGCGCAAGGUGUUGGCGGCUUCUGAUGUGGUUCUGGAGGUGCUGGAUGCCCGCGACCCCCAGGGCUGCCGCAGCCCCCAGCUGGAGGCUGCCGUCCGUCGUGCCGGGCACCGCCAGCGCCUGGUGCUCAUCCUCAAUAAGAUCGACCUGGUGCCACGGGACGUGGUGGCGGCAUGGCUGAAGUACCUGCGAGCUGAGUUCCCCACUGUGGCCUUCAAGGCGUGCACCCAGCAGCAAAGCCGCAACCUGAAGCAGAGCCGGCUGCCAGCAGUGACGGCCCCAGAGGACGUCCUGGCCGGAGGCGCGUGUGUGGGCGCCGACUCUUUACUCCGUGUCUUAGCCAACUACAGCCGCUCCGGGGAGGUGAAAACAACCAUCACCGUGGGCGUCGUGGGGUACCCCAACGUGGGCAAGAGCAGCCUCAUCAACAGCCUGAAGAGGAGCCGGGCCUGUGGGGUGGGAGCAGCACCAGGUGUCACCAAGUGCCUGCAGGCUGUGCAGCUGGACCGCCACAUCCAGCUGUUGGACUGUCCUGGCGUCGUCAUGGAGACGGGGACAUCCCCCACCGUGGCACCCCUGAGAGGAGCCCUAGCCCCCCCAGCGCCUGCGGCGAGCUUUAUGGGGUCCCCCCCCUGUGCCGACCCCCGGCAAUUCCUAUCCCACCUGGCCCGACGACAGGGCCGCCUCCGUCCUGGGGGGCUGCCGGAUCCCCACGCCGCCGCCGUGGCCCUGCUGCGUGACUGGACCAGCGGGAAGAUCUCCUACUACACCCACCCCCCCAAAAUUCAGGGGGUGCAGCUGGAGGCCCAGAUUGUGACUACACUAGGACCAGCGCUUGACCUGGAAGCCCUGGAGAGGGGUGAUGCCGAGGCGCUGGCAGCUAUACCGGCGACAGUGACAGGAAUCGGGCUGUCCCCAUGUAUCCCCAAUGCGGAGACAGAUGAGAAAUACAGCGGGGAGGAAGAAGUCGCCAUGGAGGAUGACAAUGACAACCUGGAGCUCGGUGCGGUGACGGUGGAGCUGAAGCCCCGGGUGAAGACGAGAGGCAGCAAGGAGAGUUCUGUGCCCCAUGCCCCCCGUUUGGAGGAGGUGGCCACCCUCGACCCGCUGCUACAGGGCCAAGGGCUAAAGGCUGCCAGCAAACGAAGGAAAAAGCUGCAAAAAAGAGCAGAGAAAAUCGCCACGAAGCUUUCGGAGACACUGGAAGCAGCCAUGCAGUUCUGACGAUGAAGUUUAUUAUGUUUUCAAAGUGAGAAAUGGUUUAAAAGAAACACCUUUUUUGAAAUAAAAGCACGGGUGGAACAAG
Messenger RNA from Falco peregrinus (peregrine falcon), 1849 nucleotides. It is a transcript of the gene GNL3L, whose product is annotated as G protein nucleolar 3 like. The coding region runs from base 211 to 1767 and encodes 518 amino acids. Gene Ontology annotation, molecular function: GTP binding. The record is from RefSeq and is a predicted model, not a curated record. Gene Ontology annotation, cellular component: nucleolus. NCBI's taxonomy places the organism in Eukaryota, Metazoa, Chordata, Aves, Falconiformes, Falconidae. The transcript has 15 exons.